AGUCAGGUCCUCCCAGAGCAGAGCGCAGGAGAAGGAGCGGGGGAGCCUGGAAAUAGCUUCCAAAUAUCCGGCAUUGAUCGGGACGAGAGCCUUAUCGCACCGGGACCGCUUCCUGUCAGGUGUCGCGACACGGGGGUUUACGACGCGACGACCGGAGCAAGAGUGCAGGUCAUCAUCCAGUGCCGGGGAGUGAGCGGGAGUCGGAGGGGCGGGGCCAGCACGGCAACACUCGGGAGGACGGCGCUGUGCCGCUCUGUGCAUAUCCCCAUCGUGACAUGUAUUUGGCAGUGUUAUCGUAAGUCACAUUGGAUUUUCAGCGGAUGAACAGCAAAAGGGGAAUUUUCAAUGUCCUACGCCUCUGUUGAGAACACUGACUAUUUACUGCAUUGGGGUGUCAUGGAUGAACUCCACAGCUUGGACCCAAGGCGGCAGGAAUUGCUGGAGGCCCGAUUCACUGGAGGUGUCAGUGGCAGCACUGGAAGCACCGGCAGUUGUAGCGUUGGGGCAAAGGCCUCGACAAACAAUGAAAGCUCCAACCACAGCUUUGGGAGCCUGGGUUCUUUAAGCGACAAAGAGUCAGAGACUCCAGAGAAGAAACAGCCAGACUCUUCAAGGGGGAGGAAGCGGAAAGCCGAGACUCAGAAUGAAAGCAGUCAAGGAAAGAACAGUGGUAACCGAAGUCACAAGAUUAGUGACUAUUUCGAUUAUCAAGCUGGGAAUGGUUCCAGUCCUGUUAGAGGCCUACCUCCUUCAAUCCGGUCUCCGCAGAACUCCCACUCACAUUCCACACCUUCAUCUUCUGUGAGUCUUAGCGCUGUUCGACAGAACAGUCCUUCACCUACGGCAUUAGCGUUUGGGGACCAUCUUAUGACACCUACAAAGCAGUUAUCAUAUAAACUGAUACAAACUGAUCUCACCAUGCUGAAGCUUGCUGCCCUAGAAAGUAAUAAAAAUCAGGAUCUGGAAAAAAAAGAAGGCAGAAUUGAUGAUCUGCUCAGGACAAACUGUGAUCUUCGACGACAAAUAGAUGAACAGCAAAAAAUUCUCGAAAAGUACAAAGAAAGGUUAAAUAAAUGUAUUUCAAUGAGCAAAAAACUUCUUAUUGAAAAGAGCACUCAGGAGAAGCUGGCGAGCAGAGAGAAGAGCAUGCAGGACCGACUGCGCCUGGGACACUUCACCACGGUCCGGCACGGGGCCUCCUUUACUGAGCAGUGGACAGAUGGAUUUGCUUUUCAAAACCUUGUCAAGCAACAGGAGUGGGUAAAUCAGCAGAGGGAAGACAUCGAACGACAGAGAAAGCAGCUGGCCAAGAGAAAACCGCCAUCUUCAAAUAGCGCCCAGUCCCCAUCCUCGAAUUCAGAACCAAAGCAGAGGAAAAAUAAAGCUGUCAAUGGAGCAGAAAAUGACCCCUUUUUGAAACCUAGUUUACCCCAAUUGUUAACCCCUGCUGAAUAUCACGAGCAGGAAGAGAUUUUCAAGCUUCGACUCGGCCAUUUGAAAAAGGAAGAAGCUGAAAUCCAGGCAGAGUUGGAGCGUUUGGAAAGAGUUCGAAAUCUUCACAUUCGAGAACUGAAAAGAAUUAACAAUGAAGAUAAUUCACAGUUUAAAGAUCACCCUACAUUGAAUGAGCGUUAUUUAUUACUUCAUCUACUAGGACGAGGAGGUUUUAGUGAAGUAUACAAGGCUUUUGAUCUUUAUGAACAAAGAUACGCCGCUGUGAAAAUUCACCAACUCAACAAGAGCUGGAGAGACGAGAAGAAGGAAAAUUACCACAAGCAUGCCUGCAGAGAGUAUAGAAUACACAAAGAACUUGAUCACCCUCGGAUAGUUAAACUUUACGAUUACUUCUCCUUGGAUACAGACACAUUUUGUACAGUUCUAGAAUACUGUGAAGGCAACGACCUUGACUUCUACCUAAAACAGCACAAGUUGAUGACUGAAAAAGAAGCCCGAUCCAUUGUAAUGCAGAUAGUCAAUGCACUACGUUAUCUGAACGAGAUCAAACCUCCCAUUAUCCAUUAUGAUCUGAAGCCAGGAAAUAUACUUCUUGUCGAUGGGACAGCAUGCGGAGAAAUUAAAAUCACAGAUUUUGGCUUAUCAAAAAUAAUGGACGACGACAGCUAUGGUGUGGAUGGAAUGGAUCUAACCUCACAAGGGGCAGGAACAUACUGGUAUUUACCACCCGAGUGUUUUGUGGUGGGCAAGGAACCUCCAAAGAUCUCAAAUAAAGUGGAUGUAUGGUCAGUCGGAGUCAUCUUUUUCCAGUGUCUGUAUGGUAGGAAGCCCUUUGGACAUAACCAAUCCCAGCAAGACAUAUUACAAGAAAAUACCAUAUUAAAAGCUACGGAUGUUCAGUUUCCUGUGAAGCCUGUUGUAAGCAAUGAAGCCAAGGCAUUUAUAAGACGGUGUUUAGCUUACCGCAAAGAAGACCGGUUUGACGUCCACCAGCUGGCCAGUGAGCCGUACCUUCUCCCUCACAUGAGAAGAUCCAACUCUUCAGGAAACCUGCACAUGUCCGGCCUAGUGGCCUCUCCCACCACGCCUACAUCAAGCAUCAUUUCAUACUGAUCCUCCAGUCCAGGCCAGCAUGAUUAUGUGUUCAUUAGCUUUCAAGUGCAGAUUUUAGUUUAAAGAUAAAAUAAAGAUUUGAGUAGAUUUUAUUUUAUUUCUCCCCCCUCCCUUAACCAAGGAUGUGUUUAAAGACAUUUGUGUGUAUUGGAGGAAAUGACCUCCUUAGUGUUAUUUGUAUGACGAGCGAAGAUGACUGUGAAUAUAUUCUCCCUGACUGUAAUAUUUUACAUUGGCCUCAAUGUGCUGUUUAAGCCAUUUUCAAGCUACAGGGGAUGACCUGGGCUGCGCUCGUCUUCUGCCCUUGGCCAUGGGCUGAGAUGCCUGACACGAGUGUGCACGUGAAGCCAGGUUCAUGCUCUCGGAAGAGAGAAGGUCAUGCUUUUUUUUUUUCCUCCCUCCAUUAGAGGGGACUUUGUAAAUAUUCUUUGUAAUACUAAAACACAAUUGGUUGAUACUGGAGAGUUUUUCGCUGGAAGGGCAUUUUUCAUUCUUUACAACAGAAAAUGAGUUAUUCGAUUUGACAGACGCGUAGGGAACACGCAUCGGCCCGGAGUCUCAAGCACCUGUGUAUUGAAACCAAAGCUAAAAGAGCGAGUGAGGUAGUCACAAUGUGUGUGUAUUAUUCUAUUUCUUCCUGUUCACAUUUUCAAGAUAAAGUUUUGAGUUGCACGUAUACGUUCUGAGGUUGAAUCUUUGUUUUUCAUCAUUCCACUUUUUUUUUUUUUUUUUGGGCCAUUAUGUACAUAAACCACACACCGUAGGUACCAAAUGCUCUCAAAACUUUACAUGAAAUUUUCUAUGCAGGACAAUGAGAAAUUCCCUUCUAUCGCCGAUGUAUAUUGUUGUACAGAUGUCAUAUUUUUUUUUCUUUUCUUUUCUUUAUUUUCUUUUUCUUUUCAUGUAUUUUCAGCAGCUUUCGCCCUUCCCCUCCUCCUUACUUGUACAAAUGUUUAAGAACUAUUGCUUUUUCUAUUGAUUUUUAAGUUUUAUUUCGAAGUCUCCUCGAUGGCGCUUUUCAUUUGCUGCUAAAAAAUAACUUCUCAUUUUUGCAAGACCAUAGAAAUGGCUUCUGUGAAAAAG
Molecule: messenger RNA, 3651 nt
Organism: Bufo bufo (common toad)
Lineage: Eukaryota; Metazoa; Chordata; Amphibia; Anura; Bufonidae
Gene: TLK1
Product: tousled like kinase 1
Exons: 25
Coding region: 346-2568 (740 amino acids)
Biological process (GO): peptidyl-serine phosphorylation; intracellular signal transduction; chromosome segregation
Cellular component (GO): nucleus
Molecular function (GO): protein serine/threonine kinase activity; ATP binding
Source: RefSeq, a predicted model, not a curated record